AUGUUUCGUCCCAUUCAUUCAAUUCCUGUGCUCUCUCUAGAUAAGAGCUCCACUGCCGCUCCUUCUGCCCCUGGUGCUCCGGCUUUUCCUGGAAGCGUUCCGCCGGGAUCAGGACGUGUUCCUACUUCUUCCAAGCCAGGAAAUCUGCCAGCAGCGGAUGCUACAGUCAAUCCGGCCGGUUUUUUUGCAUACGGGUUCCCUGGACCUGUCCAUGACCUCGAAACCAGAAUGGAAUUCGUUUCGGUGUACGACCGUCAGAAAAGAAAUCCAUAUUACGUCGUGGAACAUAUCACUGCCGAGUCAUUGAAGCGUGAUGCUUCAGGAGGGGGGGACCGUAAGAAUUCUGUAUUCAAAGAAGAUGAGCAAAUUCCAAUGAAGUUCCGCGGAUUUCUGCGAGAUUACUUCAGAUCAGGGUACGACAGAGGUCAUCAAGCACCUGCUGCCGACGCCAAAUUUUCCCAAGUCGCCAUGGACGAAACUUUCUAUCUAACAAACAUGUCUCCCCAGGUAGGAGCCGGUUUCAACAGAGACUACUGGGCACACUUUGAGGAUUUCGUGAGAAGACUAACCACUGGCUACGGUUCUGUCAGAGUCGUUACUGGCCCGUUGUACCUUCCUAAAAAAGACCCUGUGGACGGAAAGUACAAGGUUACGUACGAGGUUAUUGGCAAUCCACCAAACAUUGCUGUUCCCACGCACUUUUUCAAGCUGAUCGUGGCAGAAAAGUCGUUUAAAAGAAGCCCCAACUCUGACGAUAUUGCGGUCGCUGCCUUCGUGAUGCCCAAUGCCGUCAUCCCUAAUGAGGUUCCUCUCACUUCUUUUGAAGUGCCUGUUGAUGCCUUAGAGCGCUCUUCGGGCCUGGAAUUCCUCAAAAUGGUGCCUGACAACAAGAAAAAACAACUAUGCAAAGAAUUUAGCUGUAACAUUAUCGUGCGAGAGUUCAACGACAGCGUCAAAGCUCUACCAUCUGAAUAAUGCAAUAGAUAUGUUGAA
Molecule: messenger RNA, 993 nt
Organism: Ogataea polymorpha
Lineage: Eukaryota; Fungi; Ascomycota; Pichiomycetes; Pichiales; Pichiaceae
Exons: 2
Coding region: 1-975 (324 amino acids)
Biological process (GO): apoptotic DNA fragmentation
Cellular component (GO): mitochondrial inner membrane; nucleus
Molecular function (GO): metal ion binding; RNA endonuclease activity; nucleic acid binding
Source: RefSeq, a predicted model, not a curated record